AUGGAAGCCGAUCCAGAUGAACUUUUGACUUGGCUUAAAGGAGAUGGAAGUGGUGAGCGUGAUCUUCAAAUAAUUGCACUGGAACAAUUAUGCAUGCUAGUCUUAAUGAGUGAUAAUAUCGAUCGAUGUUUUGAACAGUAUCAACCUCGGCUUUUUCUUCCUGCUCUCUGUGAUAUAUUCAGUGAUCCAUUAGCUCCAACACAUGUUCUCGAAGUGACAGCACGUGCAUUAACCUAUUUUCUUGAUGUAUCAGUUGAUUGUGCAAAAAAAAUUACUUCACAUCCAACAAUUAUACGUUCAAUGUGUACUUGUUUACAAGCUGUUGAUAUUGAAGAUCGUACAAAUAAAGAUUUAGCGGAACAAAUUAUCAAAGUUUUUGAACGUUUAUGUUCAAGAGAAACAUCAAGUAUAUAUGAACAAGAUGGUCUUCGUUGUGUACUUGAUUUUAUUAAUAAUUGUUAUUCAGUUAUACAUAAAGAUUCAUUACAAUCAGCUUUAAAUGUUGUUGUUAAAUUAAUUGGUAAAAUUGAUCCACAAAAUUCUUCAACACUUGAUCAAACUAUUGAAUCAUUAUCAAAUUUACUUUUGCAUGAUGAUGCAUUUGUAGCUGAUAAUGCAUUAAGAUGUUUUGCAACAUUAGCUGAUAGAUUUGCAAGAAAAACUGUUGAUCCUGAACCAUUAAUGCGUUAUUGUUUAAAAGAUGUUCUUCUUCGUUCAUUACAUCAUGUUUCAAAAACUUCAUCAACAGAAUCACAUAAUGUAUCAAAUGCACGUGGUGUAACAACAAAUCUUUCAAUUGUUACAGGUUUAUUAUCAACUCUAUGUCGUGGCAGUUCAAAAGUAACAUAUGAUUUACUUCGUUCUGAUCUUCCUGAUGCACUUGAAGCAGCUUUAUGUAGUGGUGAUGAACGAUGCGUAUUAGAUAUCAUGCGAUUUCUUGAUUUACUCAUCGUUUUACUUUUUGAAGGACGUCAAGCCCUUCCUCGUCCUGGAAGUACUACGACACGUACAACAAAUUCAUCAGUUCCAACAAGUGAAUCAUCUGAACAAACAUUAUCAACUUCAAUUACAGCUCCAAGUGCUACUCCAACUGAUCGUUCACAACAACAAAUAAUUGAAUAUAUUCGUUCACGUGAUCUUCAAGCAUUUAUAAAUUAUAUCGAAGAAAAUAAUAUCGAUAUAAAUUAUACUGAUAAUGUUGGUCAAACAAUGCUUAAUUGGGUUGCAGCAUUUGGUACACGUGAAAUGGUUGAUUAUUUAUGUCGACGUGGUGCUGAUGUUAAUCGUGGUCAACGUUCAUCAUCAUUACAUUAUGCUGCUUGUUUUGGACGUGCUUCAAUCGUUCGUAUAUUAUUAAAAUAUGGUGGUAAUGUUGAUUUACGUGAUGAAGAUGGUCGAACACCCUUAGAUAAAGCACGUGAACGACAAGAUGAUAAUCAUCAAGAAGUUGUUGAUAUUCUUCAAUCAGCUCAUGAAUGGACUGAUACAAAACAAACUUCCACACUUGAAAAAACUAAAGGUGAUAUUGAAAUGCAAUUAAUUUAUUUAGAACGUUUAUUAUCAAUAUUUUGUCAAUUAUAUCAAAAUACAAUGAUAUUAACAAUAAAACGUAGUACAUUACGUUUAAUAUCAAAAUUAAUACAAUAUGCAACAGUUGAACAAAUACGUCAAUUAAAAAUUUUAACAACAUUAUUUGAAUUAUUAUCAACAAUAUUAGAUACAAAUGAAGAUGAUAAUGAUACAUCAAAUAUUGUUUUAUUAAUAAUAAAAAAUUUAUUUGAAAAAGAUCAAUGUUUAUUUCUUGAACAAUUUCAAUAUUUAGGUUUAAUAUCAAAAAUAACUCGAUUAGCAUUAUCACAUGAAAUUACAAAUCAAAAAUCUGAUCAAUUAUUAGCUAUAAAUAUUAUUUCAAAUGAUGCAAAAGAUAUACUUUGUUAUAGACCUUAUGUAUGGAAUGAAUUUAAUUUCUUAAGAAAUCGUGAAUGUUUAUAUAUAUGGAAUCAUUUUAUUGUUAUUGAAUUAUCAAUGGGUUCAAAUGGUUGGUUUAGAUUUUUUACAAAUAAUUCUUUAUCAACAAUGUAUUCAUCAGGAAGUCCAGAAACUAAUGUUGAUACUGAUGAAAAUCGUCAUGAUUUUAUUGAUAAAUUUCAACGAUUAAAACAACAAGUUUUUGAUGGAACAGAACAAGAAAAAGAUAAUGAAAAACAACAAGCUAUUAUUGCAAGAACAAUUUUUACAUCGGAUACAACUAAUGAAACAAUAAUUACAGUAGGAAAUUGGACAAUACAAUGUGAUGGACCUACGCAACUUAGAAUUCAUAAUGUUGAAGGCGAACAGGUAACUAUUCUUGAACAUGAUCAAUCCGGUUUUAUUUUCGAAUCAAAUCGUGGUAUUCGUCAUACGCAUAAUACUGAGAUAGUAUUAACAAAUGAAUUUUUAAUUCCAUGGUCAACAAUUGAACGAUUAACAUCAUCGAAUAAUUCUGCAUCUCUCGCAGUUAAUAAAAAAGGUAAACAAGAACAAACAAAACAACGUACAACAGAAAUAGCAUUCUAUAUAUAUAAUGAAUAUUUAAAAAAUGUUUCACCAACAAAUUAUACACGUUCAAUAUUAAUUGAACUUCAAACAAUUGUCAUUGAUUUAAAUAAUGAAUUAAAUUUAAAUUCAUUUACGAAUUUAAAUAAUCUUUUUCAAAAAUUAAAAGAAUUUCUUCUUGAAAAAACAAGUUUAUCUAUAUAUGAAUUAUCAUCAUCAGGACUUGUUACAACAUUAUUAAAAAUUUUUCAUGGUUUACUUGAUCAAAAUAAUCAUCUGUCAUUAAAUGAUCAAGUAUAUGAACGUUCGAAAUUAUUUUGUUCAAUAUUUCUUUCCGAUGAUUAUCCUGAAGCUUUUCAAAUUCUUAUACGUAAACUUAUAUCAAUAUUAGAAUCAAUUGAAAAAUUACCAUUAUUUUUAUAUGAUGCACCAUUUAAUUAUGGUUUACAAAUCUUUUCUAAACGUUUUCGUUUUCAAAUUCAAUAUAAAAAUGAACAACAAUUAUUUACAGAUCGAACAGGAAAAUCAAUAAAAAUUGAACCAUUAGCAACUGUAGGACAAUUAAAAAUAUUUCUGGCAUCAAUGGUUUCGAAACAAUGGUAUGAUCAUGCUCAUAAUCAAUUUGAAUUUGUUAAACAAUUAAAAUCAAACAAUCGUGUAGCAUUCACAUAUGCAAAUGAUUUUGAUCAAAAUGGAAUCUUAUAUUGGAUUGGUACAAAUGGUAAAACAACUUCUGAUUAUACAAAUCCAUGUUCAACCGGAUUAGUCACAGUCAGUUGUUCUGAUAGUAAUUGUUCAUCUCAACAAUUAUCCGAUGUAAUCUCCUAUACAUCAUCUAUAGAUGAUCAUGAUGAUUCAAAUCGUGGUUAUAGUUGGAUUAUGAUUGAUUUAGGUUUAGUAAUUAUACCAACACAUUUUACAUUAAGACAUGCUACAGGUGGUUUUGCUCAUUGGCCAAAAACAUUAUUAUUUCAAAUGUCAAAAGAUAGUUUACAUUUUACACAUUGUGAAACAUCAUUAAUUAAUGAACCAAAUUCACCAACAGCAACUUGGAUGAUAAAAAAUUCAAUGGAAAAUUCAUCGGGUUUUCGUUAUAUUCGUAUUCAUCAAAAAUCUGGCCGACAUCCAGUUUGUAUUGCUGGAUUCGAAGCUUAUGGACAAGUACUGUCUGCUAUUGAUAUUCGUUCAAAAACUGAAUUAACUCGUUCUCGUUCUUGUCGUGAUGAUAUUCGAAAUCGUCCAACAAAUUCUCGUCAAAAUCCAUCAUUUAAUCAUUCUCAUUCGACAUCAUCAACUACUACACGUACAAAUAAAAUGCAUUCACAUAUACUUCGACGUUUAGCAAGUAUGAAUACAUCGGGACAAUCAAAUUCUACAAACGAUAAUAAUCGUCCUGAAUCAACAACAAUCGAUAGAAUUUUAUUUGAUCUUUCAUCAAUUCCAACUGAUCUAUCAACAGCUAUUGAAUCUGAUGAUCCUGAACGUUUACGAUUAGUUAUUGAAGAAACACUUUCACGUUUAACAGAUGAUUCAACAUUAAAUGAAAAUAGUAAUUUACUUAAUUUAAUAUCUCAACGUAAAAGUGUUUCAACACCCGAUAUAAGUAAUGGUGAAUCAACAUUUACAGUUUCAUCAACUGAACAAGCAUCAAGUGCAGAUAAUCUUGUUUCAUCAACUCGAGCUACAGAUCAUGUUGUUCAACUUAUGCAAGGUUUUUGUGAUCAAAUAGCUCGACAAUAUGAUGCUCUUGUUGCACAAACACAAAUUGAAUCAACAUCUUCAGAAGAUUUUCUUGCACCAAUUCAUUCCGAUAUGACAAAUACUGAUAAUUGGCUUGAGUUUGGAGAAUUUAAAGAUGAUACAAUUGUUAUUUCAAAAGAUGAGAUAAAUAAUAAAACGGAAGAUAAUUGUCCAACAACGGAAUCGAUUAGUAGUACUACAGAAUCAGUUGAAUUUCUAUCUGCUACUAAUGAAGAAAAUAAUAAGAAAAAUGCUACUAAUGAAUGUACUGAACAACAGAUAAUAUCGUUAGAAAAUGAUCUUAAUUCUAGUGUACCAAAUCUUUCAUCAAUAAAUAUAUCAUUAUUAAAUAUUUUAACAACAGCACAGAGUAGUCCAAAUUUAAGUGUACCAUCAACAAUUGAUAUAGCAAAUAUACCAAUUAUUGAUGAUGAAACAAAUCCAAUUGAAGAAUCAACAAAUAUAUCGGAUCAACAACAAAAACAAACGGAUGAAACAACAACUGAUGAUGAAGAUGAUGAAUAUACAUUAUUAAAACGUCUUAAACCGACUAGUGAACAAAUUGAUGCACCUGUAGAAGAAGAUGAAGAUGAAGAUGAAGAACAACAAGAUGAUGAAGAGGAAUAUAAUGAAGAAUUACAAGAACAACUUCAUGGUCAACAACAAGAAAUUACACAUCGAAAUUGGGAUGAUGAUUUUGUUUUAAAACGACAAUUUUCUGUUUUACUUCCUGCAUUUGAUGGUCGACCAGGUAGAACAAAUAUAAAUGCAACACAAGAUAUUCCAGUACCAACAACAAUGGCACCCAAAGAAGCAACUGCAACUAAACGAAUAUCGAAUAUAGACGCAUUAACUGCUUCUAAUAUGAGAUUAUUUAUUCGAGGACCAUCACCACAUAUAUCAGGAUUAAAAGAAAUUGAAAUUGAAAUGGAUGAUUCUGAAGCAACUAUUUUUAAAUAUAUACAACAAUUAAUUAAUCCAUUUCCAUCAUCACAAAGAUACGAACGUAUUAAACGAAUAUUUGAACCGACAUAUACUAUUAUCUACACAGAAAAAUCCAGUGAACAUUCAGAACCAAAUACAUCUCAUAUUGAUGAUUUUACUGUUACUGAUACUUCUAAUGAAAUUUGUACUAUUGAAGAUAUUCUUAAACUUCUUCGUCAAUUAUAUUAUCUUUCAACAAAUUAUAUACAAACAUAUCCACAUCAUGAUGAAACAUUUACAGUUGAUAAUUAUUUUCAUUCGAAAAAAUUAAAUAAUAAAUUAUUACAACAAAUUCAAGAUUCAAUAUUAAUUGCUUCAUUGAGUUUACCAUCAUGGACAUCAUGGUUAACACAUUCAUACAAAUUUUUAUAUCCAUUUGAAACUCGUCAAUUAUAUUUUCGAACAACAAGUUUUGGUACAUCACGUUCAAUUGUAUGGUUACAAGAACGACGUGAAGAAUUAAUUCGUACAGUACGUAAUAGUAAUCAUUUACGUUCACGUGUGUUAAAUGAAAAUUCUCUUCAUGAAUUUCGUUUUGGUCGUUUAAAAAUUGAUCGAACUGUUGGAAUUGAUCGAGAAAAUGUUUUACAUGAUGCAAUGAAUCUUUUUCAUUAUCAUGCUAAAUCAAAAUCAAAAUUAGAAAUACAAUUUUUAAAUGAAGAAGGUACUGGUGAUGGACCAACAUUAGAAUUUUAUGCAUUAAUUGCAAAUGAUCUACAAAAAUAUCAAUUAGGUUUAUGGUGGAAUCAUGAUGAUUUUGAAUCACAUCAGACAGAUUAUGUUCGAAAAUUAGAAGGUUUAUUUCCUGCACCAUAUCCUCAAGAUGAUUCUAAAUUAGAUGAUAUUUGCAAUUAUUUUUCCUUAAUGGGAAUCUAUUUUGCUAAAUGUUUAUUAGAUAAAUAUUUAAUUGAUAUGCCAUUAUCUAUAGCAUUUUUAAAACUUUUAUGUAUGAAAUCAAAAAAUGAAGAAAUUUGGUUUGAUGGUAUACUUGAUUUAAAUGAUUUAAUAACUAUUGAACCAACACGAGGAAAAUUUUUUCAAAAACUUUUUCAACUUAUUGAAAAGCGAAAUCAAAUACUGAACGAUGAAACAAAAACAACUAAAGAAAAACAAGAUCAUUGCAAAUUAUUAAAAAUUGAAAAUGAUACACAUGAAUCGAUUGAUAUUGAACAUUUAUGUUUAACAUUUGUUUAUUCACCACCAUCAAAUACUUAUGGAUAUGAAUCAGUUGAAUUAAUUCCAAAUGGAGCACAUAUUGAUGUAACGAUUGAUAAUAUUGAUCAAUAUAUUAAUUUAUCACUUCAAUUUAUUUUUCGUGAUGGUAUUCGUCGUCAAAUGGAUGCAUUUCGAAGUGGAUUUAAUCAAGUAUUUUCUCUUGAUCAUUUACAAUGUUUUAAUCCACAAGAAUUACAAUUACUUCUCUGUGGUAAUCAAUGGCCGUCAUGGACAUUAGACGAUUUAUUGACAUAUAUUGAACCUAGUCACGGUUUUACAAGAGAAAGUUCGGGUUUUACAAAAUUUCUUAAUGUUAUGUUAGCACUUGAUGGAUUUGAACGUAAAUCUGUUGUUCAAUUUAUUACUGGUUGUUCAUCAUUACCCCCAGGAGGUCUUGGAAAUCUUCGACCACGUUUAUCAGUAGCACGUAAAGUUGAAGCUGAUGAUAAUUCGUAUCCAUCAGUAAAUACUUGUUAUCAUUAUCUUAAAUUACCUGAUUAUUCAAAUGAAGAUAUUCUUAAACUUCGUUUAAUGACAGCGUGUAAAGAACGAGGUUUCUAUUUCAAUUGA
Molecule: messenger RNA, 7044 nt
Organism: Adineta steineri
Lineage: Eukaryota; Metazoa; Rotifera; Eurotatoria; Adinetida; Adinetidae
Source: the annotation of a GenBank genome assembly